Messenger RNA from Anopheles darlingi, 1294 nucleotides. RefSeq names its product ubiquitin-conjugating enzyme E2-18 kDa (gene Ubc10). Bases 239 to 646 code for a protein of 135 amino acids. The transcript has 4 exons. The record is from RefSeq and is a predicted model, not a curated record. NCBI's taxonomy places the organism in Eukaryota, Metazoa, Arthropoda, Insecta, Diptera, Culicidae.
AAAGAAGCACCUAUUGUCGGUAUUAGCACUGAAUGGCGAAAACCCGAUCCCUGGUCAAUGAUUACUCCGGACUGUAAUGGGGACUGCGGUGAAUGUUUCCAAACGAGCGCUAAAUGGCCACCAGAUCUCUUGCGGGGUCCGUCUCCGCGUUUCCCCUUAUCGAAGGAGCUCUGGCCGGAGAAUGGUUGCUACAUCCCGGUUUGAUCAUUAGGAGCUCGCCGACAUCCGUGCAUCGGGCAUGAAAUCGUUCCGUGACAUAGUGGUCGACGAAUCCAAUUUACUGCUCUGGACGGGUCUGAUAGUGCCGGACAACGUCCCUUACAACAAAGGGGCUUUCAGAAUAGAAAUAACGUUCCCGGCUGAGUAUCCUUUCAAACCACCAAAGAUUUCGUUCAAAACCAAAAUCUAUCAUCCGAACAUCGACGAGAAAGGACAAGUUUGUCUGCCAAUUAUCAGUGCUGAAAAUUGGAAACCGGCAACGAAAACGGAUCAAGUUAUUCAAGCACUAAUAGAGCUCGUCAAUGACCCGGAACCGGAACAUCCCUUACGUGCCGAUUUGGCCGAAGAGUUUCUAAAAGAUCGCAAGAAAUUUACAAAGAAUGCGGAGGAACACACUAGAAGGCACAGUGAAAAACGACCCGAAUAAAGCCAUCAAGAUAACAUGAUAAUGCCAAGGUGACCAUGAAGCAAGCUCUGAUCGGGUCGCUCUUCGCUGUUCGCGGUUCUAUACGCUGUAAAUGAUGAUGAUUAUGAUGAAAAAGUUGAAGGCGUGUUGCUAUAGAUCAAAUGGAGAAGACAAAGAAUUCAUGGAACAACAAGCUUGAAACGAGGACGUCACGGAAGUAUCUAGAUUAACGGCAAGAGCGCAUCCGGAUCCUGUUGAAUGAUUUCAUACGUGUUCUUGUUUCCCUAAUUUUUUUUUUAUCUUGUGAGGAGCGUUCACUGAUUCCUGUCUUCUUCUCUUGCUCCCUCUCCCUUUCUCUCUUUGUCUUUGUUGAGUUCUGCGUGCUCCCCUUAACCUUCUAGAAUACUUAUCACGUGCAUACGCUAAUCUAGUAUUGUUUGCAUAUCUAUGUUCGCUUACCACUCUACCCUAAUUGCUGAACGGCAUAGACUUUCGGGUCUGCGAUUAUCCUAGGAUUACUAUUUACCACGGAAACCGGACCCGGAAAAUGUACUGCUUACAAGAGGAGUGAGUUGGCCAAAGAGCAGUCAACGGCGGAAUGAAUUGGAUGAAAGAAGACAAAAAAAUGUCAAAGAUAAUAAAAACCACAUAGACGAGUAUUUAUUUAAA